AUGUCUUCCCGGACUCCAUUUUCCGGCGACGACGAUGACGAUAUUGUUAACGACGAUUUCUUAAACUUCCCAUUCUUCGGUGUAAACCUCCCCGCCAGAAUCAGCCGAAAAUACGACGUGUUCUUGAGUUUCAGAGGCGAAGACACUCGCGCAUCUUUCACUUCACAUCUUUAUGCCUCUCUUCAAAACGCCGGAAUCAUAGUUUUCAAAGACGAUCAGUCAAUUCAAAGAGGAGAUCAAAUCUCAGAAUCACUACUGCGAGGGAUAGAAGAUUCUGUGAUUUCUAUUAUUGUGUUCUCCAGAAACUACGCGGAUUCUCCGUGGUGUCUUCAGGAGUUGGUGAGAAUAAUGGAGUGUCGUAGAACUGUAGGUCAGGUGGUUCUUCCUGUGUUCUAUGAUAUGUAUCCGUCGGAAGUUCGGAGGCAGACAGGAGAGUUUGGUAAAGCUUUUCAAAGUCUUUUAAAGAGAUUUUCGAUGGAGGAUGAGUUGUGUAUGGAACAAGGUUGGAGAUCGGCGCUUCAUGAGGCUGCUUGGCUUUCAGGGUUUGUUGUCCUCAAUUCCAGGGAUGAAUGUGAGAUUGUCAAGAGUAUUGUUGCAAAUGUUACACGUUUGCUGGACAAGACAGACUUGUUCAUUGCUGAUAAUCCGGUUGGAGUAGAAUCUCGAGUGCAAGAUAUGAUUCAACUUCUAGACUCUCAACAAUCCAAUGAUGUUCUACUACUAGGGAUGUGGGGAUGGGUGGAAUUGGUAAAACAACCAUUGCCAAAGCCAUCUUCAACAAAAUUGGCUGCAAUUUUGAAGGAUGGUUUAAAUGAUGAUACAGAGAAAGAAAUAUUCCUUGACAUAGCUUGUUUCUUUAUUGGAAUGGACCGAUAUGAUGUUAUUCAUAUAUUAAAUGGUUGUGGACUUUUCGCAGAAAUUGGAAUAUGUAUCCUUAUUGAGCGAAGCCUUGUAACGGUUGAUGAUAAGAACAAGCUUGGCAUGCAUGAUUUGUUGCGAGAUAUGGGAAGAGAAAUCAUUCGGGAAAAGUCUCCAAAGAAGCCGGAGGAACGUAGCAGGUUGUGGUUUCACGAGGAUGUGCUUGAUGUAUUAUCAGAACAUACUGGAACAAUUGAUGUUGAGGGACUGAUUUUGAAGCUUCUAAGUCUUAGUGCACAAUGUUUCAGUACUAAAGCAUUUGAGAACAUGAAGAGACUCAGAUUGCUUCAACUUUCUGGUGCACAACUUGAUGGAGAUUUUAAAUAUCUUUCAAGAAAUUUGAGAUGGCUGUAUUGGAAAGGAUUUCCUUUAACAUGCAUACCUUCAAACUUCUAUCAAAGAAAUUUAAUUUCCCUUGAGUUAGAAAACAGCAAUGUCAAACUUGUGUGGAAAGAGAUGCAGAUGAUGGAGAAGCUGAAAAUUCUCAAUCUUAGUCAUUCUCACUAUCUGACACAGACCCCAGACUUUUCAAACUUGCCUAAUCUUGAAAAGCUAGUACUCAAAGAUUGUCCUAGGUUGUCUGAGGUAUCCGAUAGCGUUGGACAUCUCAAUAAAGUUCUUCUGAUAAAUUUGAAAGACUGUAUUGGCCUUCGUAAUCUUCCAAGGAACAUCUAUACGUUGAAAUCCCUGAAAACUCUCAUUCUAUCUGGAUGUUUAAUGAUUGACAAGUUGGAAGAAGACUUUGAACAGAUGGAAUCUUUAUCCACUCUGAUGGCAGAUAACACAGCUAUAACAAAAGUUCCCUUUUCAAUAGUAAGGUCAAAAAGCAUUGGAUACAUUUCUUUGUGCGGAUACAAAGGAUUCUCGUGUGAUGUGUUUCCUUCCAUCAUUCAGUCUUGGAUAUCACCAAUAAAUAAUCUCUCACCCCCUAUUUUAACAACUACCGGCAUGUCAUCCCUUAUUUCUUUAGGUUCAUCCAGCAGCUGUUUCCACGAUCUAUCAUCUAUUACCAUUUCCAUUCCAAAGCUUCUAACCCUUUGGCUAGAGUGUGGAUCAGAGUUUCAACUUUCACAAGACAAAACAAGAAUUUUAAAUGCUUUAAGUGCAACAAAUUCUAUAAAAUUGGAAUUGGAACACUCAAUUGGAACUACGUCACUAAUAUCAGAUGUGAAGACUUCAUUGUUAAUUGAAUGUCAGAGUCAAGUGCAUGUUUCAACAUCGAGAAAUUCCUUGAAGUCUCUUAUAAUUCAAAUGGGAAUGAAUUGUCUAAUCACUAACAUUCUAAAAGAGAGGAUCUUACAGAAUUUGACGGUUGAUGGAUGUGAUAAUUUUUUGCUACCUGAUGAUAACUACCCAGAUUGGUUAACUUUCAAUUCAGAAGGUUCUUCUGUAAUUUUUGAAGUCCCUCAAGUGGAAGGUCAUAGUUUGAAGACAAUGAUGUGCAUUGUCUAUUCUUCAAGCCCAGAUGACAUAACAAUAGAUGGCCUUAAAAAUGUGUUGGUGAUUAAUCACACAAAGGCCACCAUUCAACUCUAUAAGAGAGAGGCUUUAUCGUCCUUUGGAAAUGAGGAGUGGCAGAGAGUGGUAUCAAGUAUGGAAACUGGUGACAAAGUGGAGAUUGUUGUCAUUUUUGGGAACAGUUUCGUUGUGAAGAAGACAGCGAUAUAUCUCAUAUAUGGUGAACCAUUCUGCGAAAAAACGGACCAAUUUCAUGCACCAGAUAAGAGUGUUGUUGCUGGCGAUCAUGAAACUGAUUGCGCUGCCAAGAGGGUCUCUCCUCAAGUAGAGCCCACAGAUGAUUUUAAACAAAGAGAGAAAAGAAGAAAACACUGCUUAAGAGAGACCUGCACCCUUGAUGUUGAGUAUAGGAGCAUCUUGCUUAAUGCAUACAUUGUUUCGUUCAACUUCAUCCCUACUGCAGCUGGAUUGGAUUCGUCGGCUGCAGGUUUUACAUGUCCAGGUCUACAAACCAAUAAACUGCAGAGAGACUCCUAUUGGACAUGUGCUAGAACACAUUCAUAG
Vicia faba (fava bean) is the source of this 2940-nucleotide messenger RNA. The record is from the annotation of a GenBank genome assembly. NCBI's taxonomy places the organism in Eukaryota, Viridiplantae, Streptophyta, Magnoliopsida, Fabales, Fabaceae.